GCCAGUUUCGGGAGGGUCGAUGAACCCAGCUAGGUCGCUAGGGCCCGCGCUGGUCUCGUGGAGAUUCGACCAUUUGUGGAUAUAUGUAGUGGCCCCAACAGUCGGAGCUAUUUUAGGUGUGGCCGUGUAUCGUGUUUUACGACUACAAGGCUGGUCGUGCCACUCCGCUUCUUCCAUUCAACUUAACCACAUCUCAUUGCAUUAG
Striga hermonthica is the source of this 205-nucleotide messenger RNA. Lineage: Eukaryota; Viridiplantae; Streptophyta; Magnoliopsida; Lamiales; Orobanchaceae. The record is from the annotation of a GenBank genome assembly.